GCGCUCUUCUCAUCCUGCUACUAGCUCGGUGUACUGUAUGGGGCACUGAGAUCGAAACGAGCGGUUGCUUUCACAGCAGUCGAAUUCGAUAUACAGCCGAUAAGUGACGCCACACCCGCUGCCAAGGCGCCGGCAUUGCAUCGCAACUCGUUCUGGAAGCUCUUCACGAUAUAUUACGAGAAACCACCAGUGCAGUAGAAGUGGGAAAACCCUCUCAUUUCUCAUUUCAUCACAGUCUUCGUCACCACCACUAUACGAGCAAGAAGGUGAUUUACAAUGGGUUAUCGCCAAGAUUACCUCGGCGAGGAGCCGACGCCUGGCUAUGGCAAGAAAGAACACAACGAGGUCGGCGCCGUCCCCAACGAUGAACUCGAAGGCUCGACGCACAUCCUCCAGGACCGCCUCCGCCGCUCUCUGUCUGCACGCCAGGUCCAGAUGAUCGCCAUUGGAGGGACCAUUGGCACCGGUCUUUUCCUCGGCACGGGCAAGUCGCUGGCUACCGGUGGUCCAGCAUCGAUUCUCAUCUGUUACGCCAUCGUUGGCUUCAUCGUCUUCAUCACGAUGCUCAGCCUCGGAGAGAUGGCUGCAUUUUUGCCAGUUGCCGGAAGCUUUUGCACAUUUGCUGGUCGCUUCGUGGACGAUGCCUUUGGCUUUGCUCUGACAUGGAAUUACUGGUUCAACGACGCUGUAUCAACAGCAGCCGACUUGGUGGCCCUGCAGCUGAUCCUGCAAUACUGGACCGACCACUUCCCUGGAUGGGCGCUCAGUUUGAUCUUUUGGUUUGUCCUAAUCGUCGUCAACAUCGCCACUGUGCGCGCAUACGGCGAGCUCGAGUACUGGCUCAGCCUCCUCAAAGUCAUCACUAUUGUUGUUUUCAUUGUCAUGGGCAUUGUCGUCAACUGUGGCGGCAACUCCGAGGGCCGCUACAUUGGUGCCGAGUACUGGCAUAUUCCUGGAGCUCCGUUCGUCGGCGGCAUCGGCGGGUUCGCGUCCGUCUUUGUCACUGCUUCUUUCGCGUACGGUGGUACCGAGUCGAUUGCCAUCACGGCGGGCGAGACCAAGAACCCUACUGUCACCAUGCCCAAGGUUGUGAAGAAUGUCUUUUGGCGAAUUCUCCUCUUCUAUGUCCUUGCCGUUCUUCUCAUCGGUCUCAACGUGCCCUACAACUAUCCCAACCUCAACUCCAAGGACACACGCACCUCGCCGUUCACCAUCGUCUUCCAGAUGACCGGAACAAAGGCCGCGGGCAGUGUCGUCAAUGCCGUCAUUCUGACUAGCGUCCUGUCUGCCGGCAACCAUGCGCUGUUCGCCGGAACAAGGCUGCUGUACACCUUGGCCAUGGAGGGCCACGCGCCGCGAUUCCUCGGCACCCUCAACCGUAACCAGGUGCCUUGGGUGGCUGUCCUGGUCACCGGUUUUGUCGCGGGACUCUGUUUCGGCUCCAGCUUCAUCGGUGCCGGUCAACUCUGGUCGUGGCUGCAAAACAUUGUCGGGGUUAGUAACCAGCUCAGCUGGAUUGCCAUUGGCGUCACUUCUCUCCGCUUCCGCGCCGCCAUCGCCCGCCAGGGCAAGACGCAUCUGCUGCCCUUUAAGAACUGGACGUACCCGUAUGGCCCCUGGUUCGCCAUCAUCCUCAACUCGUUCCUGGUCCUGGUGCAGGGCUGGAGCUGCUUCAGCCCAUCGUUUGACGGCGUUAGCUUCGUCAGCUUCUACAUCGAACUGCCCAUCAUGCUGGUCAUGUAUCUGGGCUGGAAAAUAUUCAAGCGGACCAAGUUUGUGACCCUGGACGAAAUGGACCUUGAGACGGACGUGCACACGGCUGAAGAGCAGGUGGAGGAAGAGAAGGGUUGGAAAGCAAAGGCAAAGACGGUUCUCGGAUGGUUGUUUUAAAGCACUGGCGUCGCUGUUGUGUUCCAGGCGUUUGUUCUGUUGUUUUUUCUGCGUUUCUCUUUCACGAUACGAUGACGAUAACCCCUCCCCGGAUUGGCAGCCGGCGGGAUUGUACAAAGCCAUUGACUGCGCAUUAUAGGUAGUCGGAUAUGCUUACAUGGU
This is a messenger RNA of Trichoderma reesei QM6a, 2052 nucleotides long. Its product is annotated as amino acid transporter. NCBI's taxonomy places the organism in Eukaryota, Fungi, Ascomycota, Sordariomycetes, Hypocreales, Hypocreaceae. The record is from RefSeq and is a predicted model, not a curated record. Gene Ontology annotation, biological process: amino acid transmembrane transport. The transcript is spliced from 7 exons. Bases 277 to 1890 code for a protein of 537 amino acids. Gene Ontology annotation, molecular function: amino acid transmembrane transporter activity. Gene Ontology annotation, cellular component: membrane.